Molecule: messenger RNA, 3426 nt
Organism: Prunus avium (sweet cherry)
Lineage: Eukaryota; Viridiplantae; Streptophyta; Magnoliopsida; Rosales; Rosaceae
Source: RefSeq, a predicted model, not a curated record
AUGCCAAUGAUUCAGAAACCUCUUUCCCUCCUCUUUCACAUUUUCAUGUUUUCCUCAUUGCCACUGAUCACAACCGCAUCAUCAUCUCCAACACCAAGAGCACAGGCAGAGGCCCUGAUCAAAUGGAAGAGAAGCUUUCCUUCUUCUUCUUCUCCACCACCUUCACUUCUCCAUUCAUGGUCCCUCACUAACAUCAACAACCUUUGCAACUGGACCGGCAUUGCGUGCGGCAAUCACACCACCAAAACCAGAACAGUCUCCAAAAUAGACCUCUCCAACAUGAACAUCACUGGAACAUUAAGCCGAUUCGACUUCAUCCGGUUUCCCAAUCUCACUCACUUCAACCUCUUCAGCAACAAUUUCAGUGGACAAAUUCCAUCUUCCAUUGGCAACCUCACCAGCCUCACAUUCUUGGACUUGGGCAACAACUUUUUUGAUCAAGAGAUACCAUCUGAGAUAGGCAGGCUAGCAGAGCUGCAGUACUUGAGUUUCCACAACAACAGUCUCUAUGGUGCCAUCCCUUAUCAACUAAGCCAUCUCCAAAAGGUACGGUACUUGGACCUUGCAUCAAACAUCUUUAUGUCUCCUGAUUGGUCCAAGUUUUCUGGCAUGCCUUCAUUGACCUACCUUGAUAUUCAUGAUAAUACUCUUCUAAAUUCAAGUUUCCCAGAUUUCAUAUCCCACUGCUGGAACUUGACAUUCCUUGACUUGUCUCAGACUAAUAUGACUGGCCAAAUACCAGAAGCAGUAUGUAACAAUCUGGCCAAACUUGAAUAUCUCAAUCUCACUAAAAACCUGUUUCAAGGACCCUUCCCAAAAAACUUUUCCAAACUUUCCAAGCUCAAACACCUUCAUGCACAAGGGAACAAGUUCAGUGCCCCAAUUCCUGAAGAUAUCGGUUCAAUUCUUACGGGUCCCAUCCUGCCUUCCCUUAUCUGCAAUUGGACUGAAGUGGAAUCUUUGCAACUUCAAAACAAUAAGUUCAGUGGGAAUAUUCCGGCAGAAAUUGGCCUGUUGACAAAGCUCAACUACCUUUUUCUAAACAACAAUAACUUCUCUGGAUCAAUUCCUUCAGAGAUUGGUAACUUGAAAGAUUUGACAAUAUUGGCUCUUUCAGGAAACCAGCUCUCAGGGCCAAUCCCUAUGACACUGUGGAACCUCACAAAUAUUAAGACAGUCUACCUUUACUUCAACAAUCUCACUGGGAUGAUUCCACCAGAGAUUGAAAAUAUGGUGUCGCUGGAGGAAUUUGAUGCAGACACUAACCAGAACCACCUAUAUGGAGAGUUGCCAGGCACCAUUUCUCGGCUUACUAAAUUAAAGUCAUUCUCUGUGUUCACCAAUAAUUUUUCGGGAAGCAUUCCAAGGGAUUUUGGCAGGUACAGUCCUAAUUUGAGCAUUCUGUGCCUUUCGGAUAACAGCUUUACAGGAGAGCUGCCACCAGAAUUGUGUAGCGGUUCUGCUCUGGAAGAAUUGUCUGUAGGUGAUAACAACUUCUCUGGGUCAUUGCCAAAGUGCUUGAGAAAUUGUUCAAAACUACAAAAAGUUGCUGUUGGUCACAACCAAUUCACGGGAAGCAUUACAAAUUCAUUUGGUAUUCAUCCUAAUCUUAACUCUGUUUUUCUCAGCAAUAAUCAAUUUGUUGGUGAAAUCUCACCAGAAUUGGGAGAAUGUGAAAGUCUCAUUCGCUUAUUGAUGGAUAGAAAUAAAAUUUCUGGUCAAAUCCCAUCUGAGCUUGGGAAGUUGAGCAAAUUGGGAGUACUAAUCCUGGACUCUAAUGACUUGACUGGAUACAUUCCGGCUCAGUUGGAAAACUUAGGCCUACUGUACAAGCUCAAUCUGAGCAAGAAUCAUUUGACAGGAGACAUCCCCAAGAGUCUAAGCAAUUUGACUAAUCUCCGGGAACUUGAUUUAUCCAAAAACAAUUUGUUAGGAAACAUCCCCACAGAGCUUGGUAAGUUUGAGAGGUUGUCAACUUUAAAUCUGAGCCACAACAAUUUAUUUGGUCAAAUACCACCAGAGCUUGGUAAUUUGCCCUUGCAGUACUUGUUGGACCUCAGCAGCAAUUCACUCUCAGAAUCGCUUCCUGCAAAACUGGCUAAGCUAAAACAUCUGCAGAUUCUUAAUGUUUCACAUAACCAUCUCUCAGGGAGCAUCCCAGAAACAUUUUCCCAAAUGGACAGUCUAUUUGGCAUUGAUUUCUCUUACAAUAACUUGACUGGUCCAAUCCCAACUGGUGACGCUUUUCGAAAAGUGCCUGCAAAUGCCUUUGUUGGAAAUGAUGGUUUAUGUGGAGAUACAGAGGGACUAAAUCCAUGCAACUCAAAUCGCGGAAAGUCCAACAAGAUUAACAAGGUUCAUCUUGGACUCCUGGUUUCCGGUACUUUAAUAUUAGUGGUUGCAACUACAAGUGCUGCUGUAGUUCUAAAUUUCUGCCGCAAAUCAAAACCAAAGGAAACUGAAAAUCCUAGGAUGUCUGAGAGUUUUGAUUCAGGGAUAUGGGGAAGAUACGGAAACUUCAAAUUUGGUGCAAUUGUGAAGGCAACAGAGAACUUUGAUGAGAAGUACCACAUUGGAAAAGGCGGAUUUGGGAGUGUCUACAAGGCUGUGUUGGGCAGGGGAAAAGUGGUUGCAGUUAAGAAGCUGAACAUUUCAGACUCUAGUGACAUUCCAGAAAUAAAUCGCCAGAGUUUUGGGAAUGAAAUACGAACCUUGACAGAAGUGAGGCACAGAAACAUAAUAAAGCUUUAUGGGUUCUGUUCAUGGAGGGAGUGCUUGUACUUGGUGUAUGAAUAUGCAGAGAGAGGUAGCUUGAGAAAAGUAUUGUAUGGGACAGGGGAAGCAGAACUUGGAUGGAGCACAAGGGUGAAAAUUGUGCAAGGGCUAGCUCAUGCAAUUUCUUACUUGCACAAUGACUGCUCUCCUCCAAUUGUUCACAGGGACAUAACUUUGAACAACAUACUACUCGAGAAGGGUUUCGUGCCAUGGUUAUCGGAUUUUGGAACUGCAAGGUUGUUGAGCACAGAUUCAUCAAAUUGGACUUCUGUAGCUGGAUCUUACGGCUACAUGGCUCCAGAGCUAGCUUUCACAAUGCGUGUGACGGCUAAGUGUGAUGUGUACAGCUUUGGAGUGGUGGCAUUAGAAAUAAUGAUGGGAAGGCAUCCUGGGGAGCUUUUAGCUUCUCUAUCAGUCUCAUUACCAGAAAAUGCAGAAUUGCUUUUGAAGGAUUUGUUAGACCAACGACUAAGGCCUCCUCCCGGUCAGUCAGCAGCAGCAGUGGCUUCUGUGGUAACCAUGGCUUUGGCAUGUACGCGCACUAAUGCAGAGUCAAGACCGACCAUGGAUUUUGUGGCAAAAGAACUAUCAUCAGCCAGGACCCAGGCUAACCUCUCUGCACCAUUUGGUGCGUAUGAAGGUGAUGCAUAG